UUUCUUGAAAGUUAAUUACUCUUCCUUUUUUCACUUCCUUCAAAUGCCGAUUUCCUUUCCGCUCUCUGGUGUACUGUACUGUUUCUCUCUCUACCGUGCUCCUGAUCUAUUGUUGUUUCUCUCUCUCUAAAGGUUUGUUUUAAAGAGGGUUUCUCUGGGAGCAUGAAACAUUGCACACAGUACAUGUCAGUUUGGUUGAUGAGCUAAAAGCCAGGAGGGUUCUAACAUAGAGCCACCAAAUUCAGUAAAUACCCUUUGAGUAGAAAUUUUCAAAAUGCUUGACAGAGUACCAAAAGUAGCCCACAAUCUGAAAUCAAUUUUUUUCUCCUCCCACUUUUAGUUGUUCUCUCUCUCUCUCUCUCUCUCUCUCUCUCUCCAGCUCCUUUCUCUUUCUCUCUCUUUGUUUCAGAGCUGAGGGGUCUGUUUUACUCUGACUAGGGUUUCCACUGCAGGUUUGAAUGUGUAUUUAUGAUACUGAAAUCAAUGCUUUUGCUUAAUUAAUUGCUUCUAGCCACUUUCUUGACCUCUUUAUUGAACUGGGUUUGCGUUUUUUUGACAUUUGGGGUUUCCAUUAUAUAACUUGGGAGGGCUGCUAGAAACUCAGUGGCUAUAUACUUGUGUGAUCUAUGGUGCAUAUUCCGGUACUUAAUUUAAUUUCAGUGCUUUAGAAUUUAUUACAUUCAGCUCAUAAAUUUAAGUGGGCCAUUAUUUCUUACUCCUCAACAGUUCUCUUUGUUGCUAAGCUUAACAGGAUCACAUAGUUUCUUUGUUUACAUUUCCCUGUUAGCACUAGCAAUUUCAAGUCCCUUUGUGUUUUUUGGUGCAAGCUUUUGUUGAAAAUUUGUUUGUGAAGUAUUUAAUACUCCAUCCCUUCUUUUGGGUUUUGAUUUUAUUGGGACUAUUGAACAAUUAGGGCUUUUGGGUGGGGACAAUUUUUUAGUUUCAAAAUCCAUAUUGUUCAAUAGACAACUGCAAUUGAGAGGUAUCUGUAUCUGGCAACUUUUGUUAUUCUUGUCAAAAAGAGAUGGAUAUGGAUGGGAAGGAGAAAUUUGAGCCAGAAAAAAGGAAUGGGGAACCCAUAGACUAUCACUCACCCAAUAUGUCCUCAGACUGGCGAUUUGGCACCGCCAAUCUCGUGAAUACGUCGAUGGGAUUGGUUCCCACAGGCAAUCCCAUGGCAAUUUGUAGAGGAGAUCUAAUGGAGCCUUCUUCCAGUUCCUCUACCUACAUGGUUGACUCAUUUUGCCCAACCAUUUGGGAUCACCCUACCAGUUCACAAAACUUAGGAUAUUGUAACGUUAAUACCCAGAACAAUGCCAGCACUUCAAACACAAUGGGAAUUGGAAAAGCAGAUCUUGACUCUUUCAGAAUUGGAGUUGAGAGAACACUUGAUAUGGGUUGGACUCCACCAAAUUCAAUGUUGAAAGGGGCCAUGUCUUUACCAACUGCUUCUGGGAUGCUCCCUCAUAGCUUAUCUCAAUUCCCGGCGGAUUCAGGGUUCAUAGAGCGAGCAGCGAGGUUCUCGUGCUUCAGUGGGGGGAAUUUUAGUGAUGUGAUGAACGCUUUCACAUUUCCUGAACCUGUGAGUCCUUAUUCUAGGGUUUCGGCAGCUAUGAAGCGGCCGCAAGAGGCUUUUGCAAGCAAUGGAUUGAAAUCUUUAUCUGGUGGGCAGUCCCAGAGGAAUGAGGUGAACGUGGCUGAAGUUUUCAAAGGUGGUUCCUUGUCUGUUGAGCAUGGAGCUACUGAAGGGAGUUCACUCAAAAAUGAGAGGAAGAGUGAGAACUUUUUGAGGUCUCAUGAUGAAGUAAAACAAGGUAUUGGUGUGUCUGGCAACGAGUCUGAUGAAGCCGAAUUUAGCGGUGGUGGUGGUCAAGAGGACCCAUCAGUGUUGGAUGGUACAGGUGGAGAACCUUCUUCUACUAAAGGACUCGGUUCAAAGAAAAGGAAAAGAAGUGGUCAGGACAUGGAGCUUGAUCAAGUCAAAGAAGCCCCACAAUUACCUGGUGAAGCUAUAAAGGAUGACACUGAAAUUCAACAGAAAGGAAAUCUAAAUCCAGCUUCAACUAGCAAUAAGCCUAAUGGAAAACAUGGUAAACAGGGUUCUCAAGCUUCGGAUUCACCAAAGGAAGAAUACAUACAUGUUAGAGCGCGAAGAGGCCAGGCAACAAACAGCCACAGUCUUGCAGAAAGAGUGAGAAGGGAAAAGAUCAGUGAAAGAAUGAAGUUUCUUCAGGACCUUGUGCCUGGUUGCAGCAAGGUCACAGGCAAGGCAGUUAUGCUAGAUGAAAUCAUUAACUAUGUACAAUCAUUACAGCGACAAGUUGAGUUUCUGUCUAUGAAGCUUGCUACAGUGAAUCCACGGCUGGACUUCAAUAUUGAAGGGCUCCUUGCAAAAGAUAUCCUCCAAUCACGAGCUGCUCCAUCAUCUGCACUGGGGCUUCUACCAGAUAUGAGCAUGCCCUUUCCUCCACUGCAUCCAUCUCAACACGGAUUGAUCCAAGCAGGUCUUCCUGGGGUAGCAAACUCUUCUGACAUACUUCGGAGAGCCAUUAAUUCUCAAAUGACAGCCAUGAGUGGAGGAUACAAGGAGUCUGCCCCUCAGGUACCCAAUGCGUGGGAGGAUGAGCUCAACCAUGUUGUCCAGAUGAGCUUCAAUUCCAGUGCUCCCCUCGAUAGCCAGGAUUUAAACGGAUCUCUACCACCAGGCAACAUGAAAGUCGAACUUUGAUUGUUGUCCUAGGCUUUUUUAUGCUCUAGCUCCUUGUACCACUAUCUUAUGGGAUAAUAAAGCUCAUAAGAUUUCAUUUCCAGUUAUUUCUGCCAAUAUAGUAUGCUAUUGCAAUGCUCCUACUUAAAAAGCUCUCUGAUCCGGUACACAAGCUGUGAAGUUUCUUGCACACUUAAUGCAGCAGUGGCCUCUUAUUUUGUCAGAAAUGUGAGAAUUCAUAGCUCAUGGGAGGAGGAUUUGUCGAUCACGGUGUAUAUUACACGACAAAAAACCAGAAGUGAGUUGCCAGAGAUCUGGAAUGGAGUGUUUGAUUGCAGUCUUGUAUGCAUCAGGCUGGGUGGGAUUUACAGGAAAAUUGCAGCUGAACCAAGGUGAUGCUUAGUUUGGGUGGGAUUUAAGCUGUAUUUACCCAAAUCAUAUAUUGACUGAAUGACAAAGAAAUGUUAUUCCUUUUUCUUUUAAACUACUUUUGGAUUAUGAUGAUGUGCUAGUCUUUGCUGUAUAUGCUAUAUCUAUUUUCUUGGUCUU
Molecule: messenger RNA, 3256 nt
Organism: Cornus florida
Lineage: Eukaryota; Viridiplantae; Streptophyta; Magnoliopsida; Cornales; Cornaceae
Product: transcription factor bHLH49
Exons: 8
Coding region: 1025-2728 (567 amino acids)
Biological process (GO): regulation of DNA-templated transcription
Cellular component (GO): nucleus
Molecular function (GO): protein dimerization activity; DNA-binding transcription factor activity
Source: RefSeq, a predicted model, not a curated record